GACUUGUUGCAGUGACACUUGCUCUCGAAAUAUUUCUUUGAAAAGCCAAAAUUUGCUCUAUAUAUCAAAUAACUGAAGUUAUCUCGCUAUAUCGUGGAUGGGGGAAAUCCUUGUUUAGGGUAAAAGGCAAUAAAUUAAAAUUGUCUUUAGGUUCAACAGUUUUUUAGGGUUUUUUUUUUCAAAACGGGUUUAUUUUUUGCAGUGCGGCUAAUGCUGAAGUCAUUCUCCGUCUCAUACAGCAGCAACCAAGGACAAGAGAGCAUCAGCAGUGAGAGGGAAAAGAAGAGAGAGAAAGGUGCCUCCUCUCGCCAUUGCGAUAAUUGUCUCGCUGUUGAAUCGAUGUCGGUGCAAAUGCUGCUCUAAGGGGAGGCGAUAGGAGUGGAGGAGAAGCGGGGGGAUUUAACUUCACACACGGACAAAACCUAUGCUUGGAUUUCGGCUCUUUUUCCCUUCGCCAAUGCAAAAGGAAAUAUGCAGCGAAGCUUCACCAUCCUCUACACCAGUUUACUGGGGAUGUGCUUGGGUUCAAGCUCAAGUUUUCCAAGUAACAUCAAUAUAGGAGGAUUGUUCCCAAGCGGAUCCCACGAAUAUGAGGUUUUUCGGUUCGCCCUCUCUCACCACCAGGACAUCCCCAAACUGGUGCCGCAGGUGGAUAUGGUCAUGAUGGGGAAUAGCUUCUCCAUGACAUAUGCCUUUUGCUCCCAGUUCUCCAAAGGUGUGUAUGCCAUCAUUGGCCUGUAUGACAGGAAGACAGUCAACAUGCUCAUGUCCUUCUGUGGAGCGCUGCACGUCUGCUUUGUGACACCAUCCUUCCCCAUCGAAACAGCCAAUCAAUUUGUGAUCCAGCUGAGGCCCGAGCUCCAGGAUGCACUGGUGGGAGUUAUCGAACACUAUGGAUGGUCCAAGUUUGUCUACAUGUACAGUUCCAACUCAGGUCUGUCUGUGCUGCAGAAGGUUCUUGACACGGCAGCAGAGAGGAAUUGGCUGGUGACCUCAGUCAAUGUGGAGACCAUAUCGAGUAAUGCCUUUGCGAAAGUGUUCCAGGAUUUGGACAAGCGAAAGGAGGGCCAGAUUAUCAUUGACUGUGAGACUGAGAGACUCAACAACAUACUGCAAAUGAUUGUAGAUCAAGGAAAGAAUGCAAAGAGCUACCACUACAUUCUGGCUAACCUGGGUUUUCUGGACAUUGAUCUGACAGAUCUGAGGAAAGGCGGGGCAAACAUAACCGGCUUCCAGCUCGUCAACAACUCAGAGCCGAGUGUGAGCCGCAUCGUCCAGCAGUGGAUGGAGUUUGAUAAUAAGGACUCCAAAAUGCCCAAGCCUGGACUCAAAUACACAGGUGCUCUAACAUAUGACGGGGUGAAAGUCAUGUCUACAGCCUUCCAGAAUUUAAGGAGACAGAGGAUAGACAUAUCUCGCAGGGGCAACGCUGGAGAAUGCCUAGCCAACCCGCCAGCUCCCUGGGGACAGGGCAUAGACAUCCAGAGAGCCCUGCAGCAGGUCCGUAUAGAUGGAUUGACUGGUCACAUUCAGUUUAAUGAGAAAGGCCGCAGAACCAACUACACUGUUAGUGUCAUGGAACUGGCCCCCUCUGGACCCAAGAAGGUCGGCUACUGGAAUGAAGAUGAGAAGUACGUGACCACAGCCAGCCUGAGAGGGAGCAACGAGACUUACCCACUGCUGAACAGAACUUACAUAGUCACCACUAUCUUGGAGUCUCCGUACGUGAUGCUGAAGAAGAACCACGAACAGCUUGUGGGGAAUGAUAAGUACGAGGGCUACAUCGUGGAGCUGGCUGCAGAGAUAGCAAAGCAUGUGGGCUACCAGUACAAACUGAAGAUCGUCUCAGAUGGCAAGUACGGAGCCCGAGACCCCGAAACCAAGAUGUGGAAUGGCAUGGUGGGAGAGCUGGUGUAUGGGAAAGCAGACGUGGCUGUGGCUCCGCUCACUAUCACCCUGGUCCGUGAAGAGGUGAUUGACUUCUCCAAGCCCUUCAUGUCUCUGGGUAUCUCUAUAAUGAUCAAGAAACCAACCAAAUCCAAGCCUGGCGUGUUUUCCUUCCUGGACCCGCUGGCUUAUGAGAUCUGGAUGUGCAUUGUGUUUGCCUACAUUGGCGUCAGCGUCGUCCUCUUCCUGGUCAGUCGAUUCAGCCCGUACGAGUGGCACGCCGAAGACUACGAGGAGGGAGCCGAGCCGCAGACUCCCACCCAAGCGGCAGCUUCCAACGGUGUGCAGCAGGGCCAGACACCGACGCAGCAGAACACCACCCAGCAGAGUCCAGAGCAAACCAAUGAAUUUGGCAUCUUCAAUUCCCUUUGGUUUUCGCUUGGCGCCUUCAUGCAGCAGGGCUGUGAUAUUUCACCACGCUCUCUGUCAGGCCGCAUUGUUGGAGGCGUCUGGUGGUUCUUCACUCUCAUCAUCAUUUCAUCCUAUACUGCGAAUCUGGCUGCUUUCCUGACUGUGGAGAGGAUGGUGUCUCCUAUAGAGAGUGCCGAGGAUCUGGCCAAGCAGACAGAGAUUGCAUAUGGAACGCUGGAUGCUGGCUCCACCAAAGAAUUCUUCAGGAGGUCUAAGAUCGCCGUGUUUGAGAAGAUGUGGUCUUACAUGAAGGCGGCCGACCCGUCUGUGUUUGUCAAAACGACAGACGAGGGUGUCAUGCGAGUCAGGAAGUCCAAGGGCAAAUAUGCCUACCUGCUGGAGUCCACUAUGAAUGAGUACAUAGAGCAGAGGAAACCCUGUGACACUAUGAAGGUGGGAGGCAACCUGGACUCCAAAGGUUAUGGAAUUGCCACACCAAAGGGCUCCCAUCUCAGAAUCCCAGUAAACCUAGCGGUGUUGAAGCUCAAUGAGCAAGCCGUCUUAGACAAACUGAAAAACAAAUGGUGGUACGAUAAAGGGGAGUGUGGCAGCAAGGACUCCGGAAGAAAGGACAAGACCAGCGCUCUGAGCCUCAGCAAUGUGGCGGGAGUCUUCUACAUCCUGAUUGGAGGCCUGGGCCUGGCCAUGCUGGUGGCACUGGUGGAGUUCUGCUACAAGUCCAGGACCGAGUCGCGCCGAAUGAAGCAAUCCAUCAACGACGCCAUGCGCUGCUCCACCCUGACCAGGAUGAGUGGCAAUGGGAGCGGCGGAGAGAACGGACGAAUCCUCACCCACGACUUCCCCAAGACCGUUCAGACGCUGCCCUGCAUGAGCCACACCGCCAGCAUGGGACUGGGUGCCUCCGGCAUGUGAUCAUCAUAUUACUGUGCUGGCGGCGAGGGGAUAGGCAGGGUGGGGCAGAAGAAGAAGAGCACAGGACUCUAAUAACCUCAAAAAAAACAAAACAAAACCCAUGGCUGUCCGGUUUGACCCAUCUAUUCUCCCGGCUUUCCCAACUUGAACAAAAACUUACUGCCAAAACGGACUCUUAAAAACCGCUCCUCGCAAAUGAUGAACAGAGAAUCGCAACUUUUUUUUCCUUUUUUUUAAUAAGUGGGUGUUUGAAAAAUAGAUAUCGAAAAAAAGAAGGGAAACGUGCUGCAAUAAAGAAGUCGUCAACUGGGCGUGUUUUUGGACUUUUUUUUUUUUACCGUGUUCAUUUAUGUGGAAAAAAAAAAGAAUUUUAUUCUUCAGUGUGACGCCUGCGCUGUGCCAUUUCGAUGGAGCUGUUGACGUUAGUCUGCUUGUGCAAUAUCUUCACCUCCACUGCUGACCUUGUACUACCUAGAUGCUUUCUGAUGGCUGAUGGAUCAUGUCUUUGCACAGAUGUGGCAGAGGAGGACAAACACUUGUGACUGCUACGAUGAUAUGAUGUUGUUUUCGGGAUGUCCCCACCUUCCUUCACUCUUACAUUUAUACUCCAUUUUUGAAGGACUAAGUGCUCAGAGUAGCAUGGCCAAUUUUUGUGAGAUAGUGGUUUACGCUGGAGUGAUAGCGCAGAUUAGAUUGUCUCACGUAUUUUUGAUUUGACUUGUGUUUCGAUGACGGUUAAUGAUGUUCAAAUCAGAAGCUUUCCAGGCUACGACAAACAAGCAUUGCUGCUAGACCUCAUUGAACAUAUCAUGCCUUGUCUUAGUGCCACAUGACCAUUCAAAUGCGGAACAUUGUACACAGAUUGAGUUUGAGUACUUACAUUGAUCAUCAAAGCAGUCAUUGGGCACAUUCAUAAAUGCUCACCUCAACCUACGUAAAAAAGUGAAUGGAGAUGACACAAUGACACAUUAUUCUGUAUGUACAUUACUGAGUGACCUUACACUGUAUUCUGCUGUUGUGACAUUCAUAGCAUAAUCACUGAUACAUUGGACAGUCUGUUUGAAGACAAAUUUAGAGUUUACCUGGAGUUGUCGCAGCAUUGAUGUAUAUUGUUCGGUACUGAGCGAAAAAGCCAGAAAGCCGGCUUCCUCGCUGUUGCUAGCUAGCACAGCAAGGAGGGGGUGCGAUUGAUACACUCGAUGUGACUGACAGAUUUGGAGUCAGUAUUGCUAUUGGAAGUCAAGGUUAUGGUGAUCACUGCAUUGCUUGGCUCUCCGAGUUCUCCCUUUCAGAUCACAUCAAGUAUUGAGGAAUCAGAGUGACAGGCCUGGGACAUUAGAGGGGAGAUGUGACAAAGGGCAGACAUCCUAGGUUUGGCAUUUAGGCCCUAAAGGAAGAUUCCAUACCAGAGCAUUUCGGUACAUUUAACACAAAACGACUGUCGGUGAUGCACUUUGCAUUUCUUGGGCCCAUUUUGUCACACACUAUGGUAAUUUAUAUUCUUAUGAAUAAGUGGCCAACGGCGGAAAACAAACCUUUAGCUAAUUCUGUGAUUUAAAACGGAAAGAUGAUGUAACAGGAGGGAAAACGAGAAACACUGGCAUGAUUCUAUAAUUUAUUUUUUUCGUUUAUUGACAAUAAUUCCAGAGAUGUGAGGAUACCAACAAUUUUCACUUUUGUUUUUUUUUCAUUAGAACAAUUUGAGUGUUUUGCUGCUGUCUUUACUAGUUUACUUGCUUGAUAGAGCCAGGAGAAAUGUGUUGUCACAUAUUUCAGUAUGAAGAUGUUUUAAUCAAAACGUGAUGACAGCGUUGACCCCCGUCGCUCUCACAAGGCUCUGUUCAAUAAAUCACAACAGGCCGAAACAGCUUUUGCUUAAAUCCCGUCUGUCCUCAAACCAACAUUUUACACACAAGAUAUUCAUGAAUAUUCUCAUAACAGUAGUAAUUAUAAUAAUAGCACACAUUUGUUUUCAUGUAUGAAAAUAGUUUUCAUAUAUGCAAACCAAUGAAUUGCCUCGAACCAUGUACCAACAAAUGACAGUCAGCUGUAAUUUUUUUCACAAAGUGCAUCACAUAUUAAAACCUAAUUUAUAUGUAUUUUUAAAGGUUUAUUAGGAAAUAAUCCUUAGAGCAGUUCAUUCAUUAAUAAUGUUGCUUUCCCACUUAUCCAGUAACUACGGGGAAUCACGUGUCCGUUUUUUAGCUUUCACCUCAGACAGUAAUCUUUCAGUUUUAUUUUAUUUUUCUGAACAACUUCUACACUUUUUCUAUGAUAGCCCUCUCUGCAUUUUCUUUACAUAGAAAUAGAUAGAAAUGAUUGGUAGCACUAUGCUGACUGCAAAUAACGGGAGAACCUGUUAUUUUAGAAAAAUUGAGAACAUACACAUGGUGAUAAGAAAUGUUGUGCACUUAUCAUAAAUGCACAAAAGCAUAUAAGUGGAUAGGGUCCAGUGCUUUAGCUUUUUCCUUUUUUCCCCACCAGGCUUGCACAUUUUGCGACAAAUGCAUAAUGUCUUGAUCAUCCUUAGGAAGUUUGUGUUUUUCCAGCCUCUCUGAAGCAUUCAGUCCCAGUUUCUCUAAAUGUUACAGUAUUAGUACAGCAAAAGUGCAGGAUAAAGUGAAGGAAAUAUGCAGUAUUCUGGUUUGUUGUAUUGAAAUGAAAUUUCAGCAGGGUCAGGUGACUCACUGAUAUUUUUUUAGGUAGUAUCAGAGCAAUAAGUUACAGUAUCAGACUUUGACUAGUUCGUUUUUGUUUUGAAAGAUUGGUAAUCAUAGCUGGUUUUGGUCUUUUCAUUGGAUUUUAUUGUCAACAAUAAUAAAAAAUAUAGAGACUAUUGCCAAACUGAUUGUUUAAAUGAAGUAUUGGUACAACUGAAAAAUGUGAGACCAGGAGAGAAAUCGCUAACAGUGGGGGGUUUUUUCAUAACACAUCAGAGCCUGGAGCUAUGUAAAGGAUGCAUUAUGUGCCUUCAGCCAGCAUGAACAUCUUUUCCUCUUACAUAGCUAUCACUCCACCUCAGUCCACCUCCACAAAUAUUCCACUGCAGAGUACAGCAAUUUCACGUACCCAAAUUGUUAAAAGGCUUUCAAGUAUAUAUAGGAAAUGCCGAAGUUUAAGCAGAUGAAGCAAGUUGAGGGAAAUGUGGGUAAAAAUUAAAGGUUUUUUUUUAAAGUGGGUCAAAAUUAUAGUCAUUGAAAAGAGAAGUCCUAAAAUGCAUCAACCAUCACCACUGGCUUGAUAUCUGCGUGUCUUUAACAGUGUCCAAGGGGGUGAUUUUAGUCUAAGGUGACUGGAAGGUCGAAGCGCUUGAAAUGGGAUUUUCACUGCUGUUGGAUGCCAGAGGUCAGCUUUAGAUUAUGUACUGCAGAAUCUAGCUGACCUCUUAUUUUACAGCCAAGCGCCUGUACAAAGGCAGCACUCAUCCUCUGCUUCCACAAAUGGAUGUGCUUUUAUUUUUAUUCCUGAGUUUGUAUCCUUUUUUUUUUUCCUUUUUCAAGGGUACCAAAUCUAAUGUAGAACCUCUCUUUCCGCUAUAUGUUCAUAAAACAAGUGGGCAAGCAAAAAUCAUACAUAUCUCCACAUUGUUAUGUAUAUAAAAGGAUUUUUCUCUUCCCCAGUGAAAAUGUUUGUUCUCCUUUAAAUCAAGCCUCAGUGUACCAGAAUUAGUUACCUGCCGUGUGAAUACUUUUUUCGUUCCUCCUUCAUAUGCGUCUUCUUUUUUCUGAUGAUGUAUUAAUUACUACGACAGCACAGCACUCUUCUGUGGAGGCUUUAUCUUGGGAAAUAUGUUUUAUAUGGCAUAACAGGAUUUGUAAAAAAAAAAAAAAAAAAAAUUUAACAAAAUGAAAAAGUUUUUUUUUUUAAAGAGACAUUCAGUGUUUGUAUUGUAAAGGAGAAUUAGGUGGCACUUUGAAGGCUAUAAAAAAAAGUAAACCACACACUGAUGUUAAAUAAUCUGCAGACGCUUUUUGUUGUUCAGAGCCAGUUUAGAGUUGAUUUUAAUUUAAUCUCCUGUUGUAUUUUUUUUUUUUUUUUUUUUUUUGAAGUGCUUAAAAUCUACCACCAUGUGAAUAUUUCUUUUUCUUUCUUUUUUUCACAGUACUUUUACUACUGGAAUCUAAUCACCAGAAACACUGUCAUGUUUUUUUUAACUCUACAAAUGUUACAAUUGAGUUUUAAAAUUCAUGCAAAGUUCAAUAAAUGGGUUCAAAGUUUUAAACUAAAUAAAUAUAAAAGAAUACAGAACACUGUUAGGAGUCAGACUUUUGAGAAAUCUUCUUUUUUUUCUAACCAAAGUGUCCUGGAAAGAAGUCAUCAUGCUUUUGUAACUGAAUAAAGGAAUAAACUAUG
Messenger RNA from Oreochromis niloticus (Nile tilapia), 7584 nucleotides. It is a transcript of the gene gria1a, whose product is annotated as glutamate receptor, ionotropic, AMPA 1a. The transcript is spliced from 16 exons. The record is from RefSeq and is a predicted model, not a curated record. Lineage: Eukaryota; Metazoa; Chordata; Actinopteri; Cichliformes; Cichlidae. Gene Ontology annotation, cellular component: membrane. Bases 472 to 3231 code for a protein of 919 amino acids. Gene Ontology annotation, molecular function: ligand-gated monoatomic ion channel activity.